GGUGGCUGGUGCUCCGCAGUGGGGGAGAGGCGGCGGCGGCCGGUCCCAGCAGCGCAGCGCGGCGGUCGCAGGCCGGCGGGGAGCGCCCAGCGCAGCCAUGUCUGUGGUCGGCAUCGACCUCGGCUUCCUGAACUGCUACAUCGGCGUGGCGCGGAGCGGCGGCAUCGAGACCAUCGCCAACGAGUACAGCGACCGCUGCACCCCAGCAUGUAUAUCUCUAGGAUCCAAGACACGGGCCAUUGGGAAUGCAGCAAAGAGCCAGAUUGUUACAAAUGUAAAAAAUACAUUGCAUGGCUUCAAAAAGCUGCAUGGAAGGGCAUUUGAAGAUCCUUACAUACAAGCUGAAAGGGCCAAACUUCCUUACGAACUUCAGAAGAUGCCGAAUGGCUCUGUAGGAGUAAAGGUGAGAUACCUGGAUGAAGAGAGACUGUUUGCAGUGGAACAAAUUACAGGAAUGUUACUGGCCAAACUUAAAGAGACUUCAGAAAGUGCUCUGAAGAAACCAGUGGCAGACUGCGUUAUUUCAGUACCAAGUUUUUUCACUGAUGCGGAGAGAAGGUCCGUAAUGGCAGCUGCUCAGAUUGCAGGAUUAAAUUGUCUGAAGCUAAUGAAUGAAACUACAGCAGUUGCACUAGCCUAUGGGAUAUACAAGCAAGAUCUACCGGCCUUCGAAGAGAAGCCAAGGAAUGUGGUCUUUGUAGACAUGGGGCAUUCUGCGUAUCAGGUUUCGAUCUGUGCUUUUAACAAGGGAAAACUGAAGGUCUUAGCUGCUACCUUUGACCCUUUCUUAGGUGGCAGGAAUUUUGAUGAGGCUUUGGUAGACUACUUCUCCGAGGAAUUUAGGACAAAAUACAAACUGAAUGUAAAAGAGAAUCCCCGAGCGCUGCUCAGAUUGUAUCAGGAAUGUGAAAAACUGAAGAAACUUAUGAGUGCAAAUGCUUCUGACCUUCCACUGAAUAUAGAGUGCUUCAUGAAUGACCUUGAUGUCUCCAGUAAGAUGAACAGAGCUCAGUUUGAGCAGUUGUGUGCUGCCCUUCUGUCCCGAGUGGAGCCUCCUCUAAGAGCAGCCAUGGAACAAGCUAGACUUCAGCGUGAAGAUAUCUACAGUAUAGAAAUAGUUGGUGGGGCUACUAGAAUUCCAGCAGUGAAGGAACAGAUCUCUAACUUUUUCUGUAAAGAAAUAAGCACCACACUAAAUGCUGAUGAAGCUGUUGCAAGAGGCUGUGCCUUGCAGUGUGCAAUUCUUUCCCCAGCUUUUAAAGUGCGGGAAUUUUCCAUCACUGAUGUUGUUCCAUAUUCCAUAACAUUGAGAUGGAAAUCGUCUUACGAAGAAGGAACUGGGGAAUGUGAAGUCUUCUGUAAGAACCAUUCUGCUCCAUUCUCAAAAGUAAUUACUUUCCACAAGAAAGAGCCUUUUGACCUGGAAGCUUUCUACACCCAUCCGCAUGAAGUGCCUUAUCCUGACUCCAGAAUAGGGCGUUUCACUAUUCAGAAUGUUGGUCCCCAGCACGAUGGCGACAACUCCAAAGUGAAAGUUAAAGUGCGUGUCAAUAUUCAUGGCCUUUUCAGUGUGGCCAAUGCUUCUAUAAUAGAAAGGCAGAACAUUGAUGGAGAUAACAAUGACGCACCAAUGGAUACUGAGUCAUCAAGUAAGAACCAAGGCAGAGAAGACGAGCUGGAUAAAAUGCAAGUUGAUCAAGAUGAAGUUGCUCAGAAAAGUCAGGCUGAACAGCAGAGCCAAGCAGAUGAGGAAACCGAAAAUGCAGGAAUUGAAACAAAGGCUUCUUCUGGAGACAAGCAAGAUCAUCCAACCCUGCCAAGGGCUAAAACAAAAGUCAAGAGUAUUGACCUACCUAUCCAGGCAAGCCUCUAUAGGCAACUGGGACAAGAUCUUAUUAAUUGUUAUAUAGAAAAUGAGGGGAAAAUGAUGAUGCAAGACAAGCUUGAGAAAGAAAGGAAUGAUGCUAAGAAUGCUGUUGAAGAAUAUGUGUAUGACUUCAGAGACAAACUGUGUGGAGUCUUUGAGAAAUUCAUCACUGAAGAAGAUACAAACAAGCUGACCUUGAUGUUGGAAGACACAGAAAACUGGCUUUAUGAAGAUGGAGAGGACCAGCCAAAGCAAGUGUACAUGGAUAAGCUUCAGGAACUAAGAAAAUUUGGACAGCCUAUUCAAGAAAGAUACAUGGAACAUGAGGAGAGACCAAAAGUUUUAAAUGAACUGGGGAAGAAGAUUCAGCUCCUUAUGAAAGCAGUAGAAGCAUACAAAAAUAAGGAUGAAAAAUAUGAUCACCUAGAUCCUGCUGAGAUGGAAAAAGUUGAAAAAUACAUUAGUGAGGCUAUGAACUGGUUGAACACCAAAAUGAAUGCACAAAACAAACUAAGCCUGACUCAAGAUCCCGUUGUCAAAGUGGCAGAAAUAAUAUCAAAAUCAAAGGAGUUGGAUAGCUUCUGUAAUCCCAUUAUAUACAAGCCCAAACCGAAGAUAGAACCUCCCAAUGAUGGGCAGUCAAAAGCUAACGGUGAACAUAAUGGACCAGUGAAUGGACAGAGCAGUACUGAAACAGGACCUGAUCCAGCGAAGGACAAUUCUCAGCAGACCAAACCAUCUGGAGAAAUGGAAGUGGACUAAAUCUUGCAUUUCUGUUACUUAAAAUAGUGCACAGGGUCCAUUCUUUUGGUACACACCUCAGAUGUUCAGUUAUUCUUAGCCAACCUUCUCUCAUUUGUUGCUGAGUAGUUUUGGAAGUGUUUCAUAUUAAGUACACCUCUGAUGUUCAUUUCCACUGAUGCUGCUUAUGUGGAGCUUUAGCCAAAUGUAGAUUGUAUAAGUCAGUUUAAGCUUUCCCAAUAUAUUUUAUAUCAAAACAUACAGAAUUGAUAUAUAAAUGGCAACAAUCUACCUUAUUUAAAGCUUUUAUUGUGGAUAAACCUCAGCUCCUUUAUUCAGGAAAGGAUACUGUAUUGCACUACUGAUGCUCAAGUGUAGAUCUAAUUGCAUCUUUAUUUUGGAAAAAUAUUGGAAUUGAAGUGGCAACACUUGUCACUUGAAGCACUGACCUUUUCUAGUUAUUGUAUUGUUAUAAUUUAAAUAUUAAAAUAGAGGUUAGUUGGCA
Molecule: messenger RNA, 3113 nt
Organism: Phasianus colchicus (ring-necked pheasant)
Lineage: Eukaryota; Metazoa; Chordata; Aves; Galliformes; Phasianidae
Gene: HSPA4L
Product: heat shock protein family A (Hsp70) member 4 like
Biological process (GO): protein folding
Cellular component (GO): cytosol; nucleus
Molecular function (GO): ATP-dependent protein folding chaperone; ATP binding
Source: RefSeq, a predicted model, not a curated record